AGCUAUUUGACAGUUCUUCAAUUGGACGCCGAAUUUUGUUUAGUUUUUGUGUCGAAGGAGAUUAGCUCUGGAAGUAGCAUAAUUUACAGUACAAAACGGUAGAUUUCUUGUGUUCAUCAUGGCGCAAAGUAAAACCGAACUGAUGGCGGUACUGGCCGUGAUGAGGAAGUACAAUCUGAAGGGCACGGAAGAGCUGCUAAAGAAGGAAGCUGGCUUGGCAGAUAUACCCGAUAAUGUGGCUGGCGAGGCGGAGGUGAACAGUGUGCUGGCGGCGUACAAAAGUGAAGGCGAUCCGGACAUAUACGAAAACUCCUACAUGGAGUUGCGCAAGUUCGUCGAGGAAUCGCUGGACAUUUACAAACACGAGCUGGCACUCAUACUGUACCCGGUGCUGGUCCACAUGUACAUCGAGCUGGUGUAUAACAAUCACGAGGUGCAGGCAAAGAAGCUAAUUACACAGUUCGGUCCGGAGCAGGAGUAUUACUACCAGGACGAGCUGGCUAAGCUGGCGAUGGUAACGAAGCGGGACGAGAUGAGUGGAAACGACAUUACGGACACGUUCAAAUCAAACGCCUUUACCAUUCGUAUAUCCCGCGACACGCUGUCCCUGUUGAAGCGUCAUCUGCACGAGAAGAAAGCAUCGGUUAUACUGAACAUUGUGAACGAGCACAUGUAUUUCGAUCUGUAUGAAGGUGUUGCGCGUAACAAAGCUCAGUGUGACGCAACGAGCGGUGCAAUGACGGGAGAAGCGAAGCGACAAGAUAAUAAAAUAAAGGUGUACUAUGGGUUGCUAAAGGAGCCGGAUGUGCAGACGCUAGUAGCGGCACCGCCCGAGGAGGACGACGACAUGGAUCCGGAUGCACCGGACAAACCGAAGAAGAAAAAGCCCAAGAAAGAUCCACUGUUUUCGAAAAAAUCCAAAUCCGACCCGAACGCUCCACCGCUCGAUCGUAUUCCACUGCCCAAGUUGAAGGAUGUUGACAAGAUGGAAAAGAUUAAAGCGCUUCGGGAGUCUACCAAGCGUGUGAAUCUUGGACCGGAACUACUGCCCUCGAUUUGUAUGUACACACUGCUGAAUGCGAAUCACACUGUCACAUGUGCGGAUUUCUGUGAAGAUUCAAGCCUCUUGUCGGUAGGAUUCACCGAUUCCUCCAUCAAAGUGUGGUCAAUGACACCGAUGAAGCUGCGUGAAAUGAAGAGCGCCGAAAAUUUGAAAGAAAUCGAUCGUGACGCAGAGGACGUUCUGAUACGCAUGCUGGACGAUCGGAAAGCGGAAACGUGUCGUACGCUGCUCGGUCACAGUGGACCGGUUUAUCGCACCUCGUUCGCACCUGAUCGGACAAUGUUACUGUCCUGCUCGGAGGACUGCACUAUUCGGCUGUGGUCGUUGCACACCUGGACGUGUGUGGUCGUGUACAAGGGCCAUCAGUAUCCGGUGUGGGAUGUUCGAUUUUCACCACAUGGACACUACUUCGUGAGCUGUUCGCACGAUCGGACGGCUCGACUGUGGGCCACCGAUUCCUAUCAACCGUUGCGCGUGUUCGCCGGCCAUUUAUCCGAUGUGGAUGUAUGCAUAUUUCACCCGAACAGCAACUACGUAGCGACAGGUUCAAGCGAUCGUACCGUGCGCCUGUGGGACAUGUGCGUAGGCAAUCAUCAUCGGCUGUUGACGGGCCACAAGGCACCGAUCUAUUCGCUGGCAUUUUCCAUGUGCGGUCGGUAUCUUGCAUCCGGAUCGGCCGAUAAUCGGGUGCUGAUUUGGGAUCUUGCCCACGGGCAUCUGAUUGCGGCACUAACCGGGCAUACGGCUUCCAUUCACUCGAUUUGCUUCAGUCGCGAUGGAACGAUUCUGGGAACGGGUGGACUCGACUGUGCGCUGAAGCUAUGGGACUUUACCAAGCUGGUGGACGAUAUCAGCGGGGAGAAUGUAAACGUAUCGCACAAUCCGGAUGUGCGCGAUGGGGAACCGUAUCUGUUGCGCACAUUCCCGACCAAACAGUCACCGUUUCUGACGUUGCAUUUUACGCGCCGCAAUUUACUGCUUGGCGUCGGUAUGUACGAGCUGGGUGUAUGAAAGAAGCUAGGAUAAGGGAGAAGACAGAAGAGACAUUCGCAUUUUAAAGCAUUUGAGUUUGAAACAAUUAUAAUAAAUAAGACAAUCGGAAUCACUUUCAAACGAACGACUAUUGACGCUGAUGACAAAUUGGGUAGGCACAUUUUCAAGUCAACAUAAAUCAGAUUAGCUUUAGAUGUAUAGAGUAUUGCUUUUUUCUCUUCCUUUCGUUCACAAACAGUAAAGUCAAGGGCACCGUCAAACUCAAGGUUCAGCUUAUGCGAGCAAAUGUGACAAGAAAUCCCAUAGGAGACUGUUCCUUGUCUACAGUUUUGCUGCGUGAUUGACGUAGUUUAGCACCGUCAGCCAUGCGUCUCCAUUGCCCAGACAUAUGAUCUUCCUACGUUUGAAGAUGGCGGAACAACGAUCCCUUCAAACAUUCCUUCGUUCAUAUAAGAGUUUAUUUCUAUUUUUUUUUUUUAAGAUUAAUCUUAUUUCCAUGUUCUUCGAUGUUUUAUUGAUGUCAAAUAGAGUUGUUGUUGUGGUAUGUUAAGAAAAGCAAGAGAGUAAUCGGUGGAAAUCUGUGAGAUGUAUUGGCCGUAAACUUUAGUACGCAA
This is a messenger RNA of Anopheles funestus (African malaria mosquito), 2670 nucleotides long. RefSeq names its product transcription initiation factor TFIID subunit 5 (gene Taf5). Gene Ontology annotation, biological process: transcription initiation at RNA polymerase II promoter. Gene Ontology annotation, molecular function: protein binding; RNA polymerase II general transcription initiation factor activity. The coding region runs from base 119 to 2074 and encodes 651 amino acids. The transcript has 4 exons. Lineage: Eukaryota; Metazoa; Arthropoda; Insecta; Diptera; Culicidae. The record is from RefSeq and is a predicted model, not a curated record. Gene Ontology annotation, cellular component: transcription factor TFIID complex.